GCGCUUGUGGCAGAGAACCUCAAUCAGCCACGGCGCAACGUUACCAUGAGCUUCACCAUCCCGCCGACAGAUACCCAUCCCGACAUUUUAACUUUCACGACUAGUUCUAGAACUGCCAGCGACCCUGAUCAGCACUGUCCAACCGCAGAAUGCCAGGGGGAAAGAGAGGGCUGGUGGCACCGCAGAACACUUUUUUGGAAAAUAUUGUCAGGCGCUCAAGUGAAACAAGUUUCCUCCUUGGGAACGCGCAGAUUGUGGAGUGGCCUGUAGUGUACAGUAAUGACGGAUUCUGCAAGCUGUCGGGGUACCACAGGGCCGAAGUCAUGCAGAAGAGCAGCACGUGCAGUUUUAUGUACGGUGAACUGACUGACAAGAAGACAAUAGAGAAAGUGAGACAGACCUUUGAUAACUAUGAGUCCAAUUGCUUUGAGGUCCUACUGUACAGAAAGAACAGGACCCCUGUGUGGUUCUACAUGCAGAUUGCGCCCAUCCGGAACGAGAAUGACAAGGUGGUCUUAUUCCUGUGCACUUUCAAAGACAUCACUGUCUUCAAGCAGCCCAUCGAAGACGAGUCCACCAAGGGAUGGACAAAGUUCGCUCGGCUGACGCGGGCUCUGACCAACAGCCGCAGCACCCUGCAGCAGCUGACGCCCAUGAACAAGACUGAGGUCAGCCACAAGCACUCAAGACUGGCAGAGGUUCUACAGCUGGGCUCAGACAUUCUGCCCCAGUACAAACAGGAGGCGCCCAAGACUCCACCCCACAUUAUCCUGCACUACUGCACAUUCAAGACCACUUGGGACUGGAUCAUCCUCAUCCUGACCUUCUACACCGCCAUCAUGGUGCCCUACAACGUGUCCUUCAAGACCAAACAGAACAACAUCGCCUGGCUGGUGCUGGACAGCGUGGUGGACGUCAUCUUCCUGGUGGACAUCGUGCUCAACUUCCACACCACCUUCGUUGGCCCCGGCGGCGAGGUCAUCUCGGACCCCAAGCUCAUCCGUAUGAACUAUCUGAAGACCUGGUUCGUCAUCGACCUGUUGUCCUGCCUGCCCUACGACAUCAUCAAUGCCUUUGAGAACGUGGACGAGGAACCGAUCUUGGACGCCUCGUCAGUCGGGCAUCUGCGGGAGACGGCUAAUCCGCAGAGAAAUGCUACCCGGGCAGAAGACUCUGUGCUCCCGGGCAUCAGCAGUCUCUUCAGUUCCCUGAAGGUGGUGAGGCUGUUACGCCUGGGCCGGGUGGCCCGCAAACUGGACCACUACCUGGAGUACGGGGCAGCGGUGCUGGUGCUGCUGGUCUGCGUUUUCGGGCUGGUGGCCCACUGGCUCGCCUGCAUCUGGUACAGCAUUGGCGACUAUGAGGUGAUCGACAAGGUCACCAACACCAUCAAGACGGACAGUUGGCUCUACCAGUUGGCUACCAGCAUCGGCUCACCCUACCACUACAACACCAGUGGUUCUGGCCAAUGGGAGGGCGGCCCCAGCAAAGAUUCACUCUACAUCACCUCCCUCUACUUCACCAUGACCAGCCUUACAACCAUCGGCUUCGGGAACAUCGCACCCACCACCGACGGGGAGAAGAUAUUCUCUGUGGCCAUGAUGAUGGUGGGCUCUCUCCUGUAUGCAACUAUUUUUGGGAACGUCACCACCAUCUUUCAGCAGAUGUAUGCCAACACCAACCGCUACCAUGAGAUGCUCAACAACGUGCGGGACUUCCUGAAGCUCUACCAGGUGCCUAAAGGCCUGAGCGAGAGGGUCAUGGACUACAUCGUCUCCACCUGGUCCAUGUCCAAGGGCAUUGACACCGAGAAGGUGCUGUCCAUCUGUCCCAAGGACAUGAGAGCGGACAUCUGCGUCCAUCUGAACCGUAAGGUUUUCAACGAGCACCCGGCCUUCCGGCUGGCCAGUGACGGGUGCCUGCGUUCCUUGGCGGUGGAGUUCCAGACCAUCCACUGCGCUCCUGGAGAUCUCAUCUUCCAUGCCGGCGAAAGCGUGGACACCCUGUGCUUCGUGGUGUCAGGGUCGCUGGAGGUCAUCCAGGACGACGAGGUCAUAGCUAUUCUAGGUAAAGGGGACGUGUUCGGGGACGUCUUCUGGAAGGAGACCACGCUGGCUCACGCGUGCGCCAACGUGCGGGCACUGACGUACUGCGACCUGCACGUCAUCAGGAGGGAGGCUCUGCUGAAGGUGCUGGAGUUCUACACCGCCUUCGCCAACUCCUUCUCCCGCAACCUCAUCCUCACCUGCAACCUGCGCAAACGGAUCGUGUUCCGUAAGAUCAUCGAUGUGAAGAAGGAGGAGGAGGAGCGGCAGCGGCAGAAGGACGAGGUGACGCUCACCAUCCCAGUUGACCACCCCGUCAGGAAGCUCUUCCAGAAGUUCAAGCAGCAGAAGGAGCUGCGCAACCAGAGCUCCACCCAGGUGGACCUGGAGAAGAACCAGCUGCGGUCGGAGCACCACCUGCACUCACACCCCCACCAGCACCCGCACCCCAUGCAGAACGGGGCCUCGACCACGGGCAGCAGCAGCGUGGUCACUGUGUCCCAGAUCACCCCCAUCCAGAACUCGCUGGUGUACAUCAAGACCAGCGAGCCCAGCAAGCACAUCAACCGCGACAUCAUGGAGCUCAAGCCCAGCCUGGCCAUCGGCGACCAGAACUGCCUGAAGGUCAACAGCCCCAUGCGCGUGAAGCCCGCCGGCGGCCGCGGCUGGAUGCGCCUCAAAAACAACAUGGCGUCUGCCGACGAGAAGAAGGAGGACUGGAACAAUGUCCCCAAGGCUGGCUCCAUGGAGCUGCUCUCCGAGGACGGCAGGGGCCAGGCGUCGAAGGCCCGGGCCAGGGCUGCGGACAAGAACUCCCUGCACAAGACGGACUCUUGCGACAGCGGCAUCACCAAGAGCGACCUGCGCAUAGACAAGGCCGGGGAGGCCCGGAGCCCCCUGGAGCGCAGCCCCCUGGACCCCAGCCCCGUCCCAGUGGAGGCACGGCACCCCUUCUAUCCCAUCCCCGAGCAGGCGCUGCACGCCACUCUGCAGGAGGCCAAGCUGGAGCUGAAGGGGGACAUCCAGACCCUCAGCAGCCGCAUGACCACCCUGGAGUCGCAGGUGGCCGAGAUCCUCAAGCUGCUCUCGGAGAAGAGGAAGCAGCCCCAGACUUCCACCCCCAAAACCAAAAUCAAAUGCCAGGACAUUUUCACUGUCUCCCGGCCAGUCACACCCGACUCAGAGAAGGACGAUUGACAGUUCUCAACUGUGAACUCUUUACCUGCUCAUUUAUCUAUUUCAUU
Molecule: messenger RNA, 3289 nt
Organism: Megalops cyprinoides (Indo-Pacific tarpon)
Lineage: Eukaryota; Metazoa; Chordata; Actinopteri; Elopiformes; Megalopidae
Gene: kcnh5b
Product: potassium voltage-gated channel, subfamily H (eag-related), member 5b
Exons: 12
Coding region: 150-3242 (1030 amino acids)
Biological process (GO): potassium ion transmembrane transport; regulation of membrane potential
Cellular component (GO): membrane
Molecular function (GO): voltage-gated potassium channel activity
Source: RefSeq, a predicted model, not a curated record